Marmota flaviventris (yellow-bellied marmot) is the source of this 6022-nucleotide messenger RNA. RefSeq names its product DLEC1 cilia and flagella associated protein (gene Dlec1). The record is from RefSeq and is a predicted model, not a curated record. Gene Ontology annotation, cellular component: cytoplasm; cilium. Gene Ontology annotation, molecular function: tubulin binding. Gene Ontology annotation, biological process: negative regulation of cell population proliferation. NCBI's taxonomy places the organism in Eukaryota, Metazoa, Chordata, Mammalia, Rodentia, Sciuridae.
AUGAAUGCACGGGCCACGGACUUGGAGGUCUUUGGGGAGCAGUACCUAGACCCUGUCCACGGGAAGGCCCUUCCCACUUGCUCGGAGGUUUCUGACCUCAGGACUGUGCUUCAUAAGGGGUGGGAGAAAGUGGCCAACAGGAAAUUCAGCGUCAGGAGGGACGGUGCUGAAGAUGCAAGGAUUUGCAAGGACGAAGCCGAAGACGCUCGCCAGGGCGGAAGCAAGGCGGAAGAGGCGGGCCCGGAAGUAGAAGUGGGGCAAGGAGUUAGCGUCUCAGUUGCCAUGGAGACCAAGGGGCCGACGGCGGAGCGGAGCUCCUUAGAGUCUGGGACCUACGAGUACGAGAGGCAAACAUGGGCGCCAGACUCACGACUGGCCAUGUCCAGAAGCCCCCCAAAGUCCCCCUUGCCGUCCUCCCGUGCCUACGUGGAGAGCUUCCAGUUCGGCUUCGCGACCCGGCCCAGUCGCGGGUGGUCGCGGGCGCUCCCGCCGCCACCCGAGCCGCAGCUGCUGCGUCUGCGCCCCUCCUCGCUGCGCACCCAGGACAUCUCGCACUUGCUCACCAGCGUCUUCCGCAACUUGUACUCCGCCGAGGUGAUCGGCGAGGAAACGAGCGCCAGCUUGAUCAAGGCCCGCGGCAGCGAUAAUGCGCGCCACGAGCAGUUCGUGGACCAGUUGCAGCAGAUUCGGGAGCUCUAUAAGCAGCGACUGGAUGAGGUCAAAAUGUUGGAGAGACAUCUCAUUCAGGCCCAAGCACGGGCCCUGGCUGAAACAGAGAGGGCCACGAACCAGGCCAAAGUGCAUGUCCUCGAGGCCCUCCAGUUGCCCCCAGUUAAGACUGUCUUCAGGUGGUGUGUAGACAGCGAGUUGUUGCGGAAACAUCAUUUGAUCAGCCCAGAAGAUUACUACAGUGACACCGUGCCAUUUUGCUCGGCACCUAAAGGCAGUUCUAUCCCUGGAUAUUCAAAACUGACGUUCAGUAGUCAGAAGCGUUUCACCCCCAAAGGAGCAUUGGGCAAGAAGCUUGCAGUGCCCUACAAGGAGAAGCUUGGAGAUGAGUUCGACUACACUGUGGACAGCCAGGAAUGGGACUCAAUUCCUAAGGCCAAACAAACAACCAAAGAAACCAUCAAGAAACCAAGUCUACCGAAGAAUAAAAACUGGAUGAAACACUUACGCAUGCCCCAGAGAGAACUGGAGCGUCGACUUCUUGCCAGAAUGGAGAAUCGAAACCACUUCCUGAGAAACCCUCGGUUUUUCCCUCCUAACACUCCACAUGGAGGCAAAUCUCUUAUUUUUCCUCCAAUUAAGCCAGAACUGAUGGGAGAACACCCGAGUGCAGAGCUGGAACAGAGCUGCAUGGAUGCUCCAGUGUUUCUUGCUAAACCAUCAAUUGGGUUUUUCACAGAUUAUGAAAUUGGACCAGUUUAUGAGAUGGUCAUCUCGCUGCAGAACACCACCUCUGCCAGUCGCUACCUGCGAGUCCUCCCGCCUUCUACUCCACACUUUGCUCUGGGAUUGGGGAUGUUCCCAGGAAAAGGUGGAAUGGUGGCUCCCGGCAUGACUUGCCAGUACACUAUACAGUUUAUCCCGGACUGUCUCGGGGAUUUUGAUGAUUUCAUUUUAGUCGAGACCCAGUCAACUCACACGCUCCUGAUCCCCCUGCAGGCCCGGAGGCCGCCCCCCGUGCUGACCUUGUCUCCAGUGUUGGACUGUGGUUACUGCCUCAUUGGGGGAAUAAAGGUAACCAGAUUCAUCUGCAAAAAUGUGGGCUUCAGCGCUGGCAAAUUCUGCAUUAUGCCCAAAAAGAGUUGGCCACCACCAAGUUUCAGGGCGGUUGCAACUUCCGGCUUUGUUGAGCAGCCUCCCUUUGGAGUCAUGCCAUCCAUGUUUGAGCUGGCCCCAGGCUCUGCUGUGUUAAUAGAGGUCUUGUUCCUCCCAAUGAGCCUGGAAAAGGUAGAGCAGACCUUCAUCAUCGUGUGUGACAACUGCCAAGUCAGGGAGCUGGUGAUCACAGGAAGGGGGCAGCUGAUCGCUUUGGAUCUUAUCUAUGUUUCUGGUGAAAAAAGUCAACCGGACCCUGGAGAGCUCACAGAUUUAACGGCCCAGCACUUCAUACGCUUCAAGCCUGAAAACAUUCGGUCCACAGCAAGGAAACAGCUGAUUAUCCGAAAUGCUACACAUGUGGAGCUGGCUUUCCACUGGCAGAUCAUGAAGCCCAACCUGCAGCCCCUAAUGCCUGGAGAAACCUACAGCAUGGACAGCAUCAAGUACCACCCUGACAGGGAGACUGCCUUCUCCAUCAUACCUGAGAAGGGGGUUCUGAGCCCCCACAACAACCAGGAAUUCAUCCUGAGCUUUUCUCCUUAUGAGCUGAGGAACUACCACAGUGUGCUGCAGAUGGUGCUGGAAGAAGUUCCUGAGCCCUUGAAUUCAGAGGUGAAUAAUCUGGAGGACUACACAUACUCUGUGGAUGAUGUGAUUGUCAUGGAAAUUGAGGUGAAAGGCUCAGCAGAACCCUUCCAGGUUCUCUUAGAACCCUACGCCCUCAUCAUCCCAGGGGAGAACUACAUUGGCAUAAAUGUGAAGAAGGAUUUUAAGAUGUGGAACAACAGCAAGUCACCCAUCAGGUACACGUGGGGGAAGAUCAGCCAUUGCCACAUCAUUGAAGUGGAACCCUGCACAGGGGUCAUAGAGCCCAACGAGGUUGGGGAUUUUGAGUUGAACUUUACCGGGGGUGUCCCUGGCCCAGCAAGUCAGGACCUGCUGUGCGAGAUCAGAGACUCACCCUCGCCAGUGGUGUUACACAUCGAGGCGGCCUUUAAGGGGCCUGCACUUGUCAUCAACGUCUCGGCCCUUCAGUUUGGACUGCUCCGCCUGGGGCACAAAGUCUCGAAGUCCAUCCAGAUCCGGAACAUCAGCCAGCUCUCAGCCAUGUGGCACAUGAGAGAGAGUCCGGUCUGCCUGGAAGAAAGGCAUGAAGAUGCAUCUCCCUUGGACAUUGAGCCUUCAAGUGGUUACCUUUACCCUCUGGGGGAGUGCCAGGUGACUGUAACCUUGGAGGCCUUGCACUGUCAGCGUCUGCAGACUGUACUAGAGCUGGAAGUGGAAAAAGGGACCUGGAGCUACCUUCCUGUGUAUGCUGAGGUACAGGAGCCCCACGUAUACCUGAAGAGCAGCCAGGUGGAGGUCAGCAACCUCUACAUGGGGGUGUCCACAAAGUCAACCAUCACGCUCGUCAACGGCACGCUCCUGUUCACGCGGUUUCACUGGGGCAAGCUCCUAGGGCACCAAGCAGCCUUCUGCACAGCAAUAGUCUCUCCCAAACGUGGCCUGCUGGGCCCCAGUGAGGAGUGCCUGCUCAACUUGGAGUUGACCGUGCAUACCAUGGAAGAACUGACGGAUCUGGCUCUUCCUUGUUAUGUGUCAGGAAUGAAAAAGCCACUGGCCCUAGGUAUCUCUGGAAAGCCCCAGGGACUGGAAGUGACCAUCACUGUCUCCAUGGAGGGCUCUGAUAUCAGGACAAAGCAGUGGCCGGGCCACCUGGAGGAGCUCCACCUAGACUUUGGAUCAACGGUGCCACUGAGGACCCGUGUGAAUGGCCAGAUCAUUCUGACCAAUUGCUCCCCAAUGCAGACCUCUUUCACUCUCAAUUUUGACUACUUUGGGAGCCCCCCAAACAGCCUGAGCAAAAGCAUCAGCCUCCCUGACUUGCCUCCUGCCCUGCUAAAGUCGGCACGGAUCCGAGAGCACUUGGCCAAAAAAGAGCAGCUGGAUUUUAUGGAAAGCAUGUUAUCUUAUGGGAGAGGAGUUGCAUUCUUCCCCCACACUUCCAAGGGUGUGCUGGGGGCUUUCCAGCAGCUGAGCAUUGACAUCACAGGCUGUGCCAACAUGUGGGGCGAGUACUGGGACAGCCUUAUUUGCAAGGUGGGAGACCUGCCACCAGCAGUCAUCCCAGUGCACAUGGCAGUGGUGGGCUGCCCCAUCAGCUCCCAGCGGACCACCUCUUACAUGGCUGACAAGUCACAGAAGGAGCCCAUCAUCAGGUUUGGGACCCAGGUCUCUGGAGGAGACACAAUCACACGGAAACUUCGCCUGAAUAACUCCAGCCCCUGUGACAUUCGCCUAGACUGGGUCACCUAUGUUCCAGAAGAUAAGGAGGAUAAGCUGGUGGACCUGCUAGUGUUUUAUGGACCACCAUUCCCACUGCGGGAUCAAGCCAGAAAGGAGAUCGUGUACCCCGAGACCCCUGAGAGCAGCAGCUUACCCUGGUCCCCAAGCCCCUCCAGCGUGUCCGAGUCCAGCCAUGCAGCUUCUUUUCCAGUGGAGGCCUACUCCAAUGCCAGCACCAGGGCUGCAGCGCAGAUCAUCUCAGUUGUCCUGCAGGAGCAUGCGGGGGUGCCCUCCGACCUCCCCUACUAUAUCAGACCCCAGCAGGUGGUGGUCCCUGCUGGGGGAAGUAGCACCAUCUACAUCUCCUUCACACCUCCAGUGCUCAGCUCCGACAUCCAGCAGAAGGUGGAGUGCACUGGCUACGCCCUGGGUUUCAUGAGCUUGGACAAUGAGGUAGAAAGAGAGAUUCCCGGGAGGAGGCGUCGCCUGCAGCACUUUGCUGUGGAACCCCUGAGACUGGACCUGCAUGGGCACGUGAGGCAUGCGCAACUAAGCGUGGAGCUGGACAGCAGUGGCAGCUUGGAGUUCUGGUGCCAGGCCAGCGACCUCAUCCCCGAGCAGCCCUGCUCUGCGGUGCUGAGUGAGCUGCUGACCACCCGCCACCUGAAGCUGAUUAACACUACAGAAAUACCACAGUACUUCUGGCUUCUGGUCUCCAGGCCCUUUUUUGUUUCUCAAGGCCAGGCUCCUUGGGACCACAGAGCUGGCUCUGGCCAGGAGCACGAGUCUGAGAAGACGGCCCCAGGGGGCAAGCAGAUGGAGCUCCGGCCACAGGAGAACAUGCUGGUGGAUGUGUCCUUCUCACUCUCCCUGGAGCUGCUCUCCUACCAGAAGCUCCCGACCGACCAGAUGCUACCUGGAGUGGAUAUCCAGCAGAGCACAAGUGGAGAGAAAGAGAUGGUGUUUACUCAGGAUCUGCUCCUGGAGUUCACCAAUCAGACCACACAGGUUGUGCCCCUGCGGGCCAUUGUGACUGUGCCUGAGCUGCAGCUGUCCAGCAGCUGGGUAGACUUUGGAACCUGCUUUGUGAACCAGCAGACAUCCCGGGAGAUCUACCUGAUGAACCUCAGCAGCUGCCGGAGCUACUGGGCUGUGCUGAUGGGUCAUCAGAGUGCCAUCAAGGAGGCUAAAGACUUUGUUGUCUCCCCAAGCAGUGGGUUGCUGGAGGCACGACCCACCAAUGCGCCCCCAACCUCCAUCACACUUGAGGUGUUCUUCACUCCCAGGAGCAAUGAGCUGUAUGAAUCCACGAUGGUGGUCGAAGGCAUGCUGGGAGAGAAGUCCUGUGCCCUGCGGCUCCGGGGCCAAGGCUCUUACGAUGAGACAUUCAUGGAAACUCACCAGCUCUGAGGCUCACCCCACCCCUCAGCCCCAGACUUAGCUUAAGGAACAAGAUGGCACAGGUUGAUGAACAGGUGUGCGGGGCAGAGACAUGGACUGAGGAUUUCUAAACAGCUCUUGGGAUGGAGGAGCCCCGCCCGCUCUGAGGCAAAGGUCUUGCCUUAGCUUUGGGGACUUACAAUGUAGUGCCUAACACAAAAGAGGCCACACCAAUGUGGAGAUCAUAGCAGUUCAGACUCAGAUGAAGCACACAGAAGUCCCCCAGGGAAAACACCCACCCACUAAGAUAAGAUAACACACGAUUGAUUAUACCAUUGUCCCCUCCUCAUUCAUGAGGCCACAGUUUCCUAGGAUUUACAUGGGGGCCUUGUGGGCUGGGUGACCCACAAUGACUUUGGCCCAGCUAGAGGGGGCCUUUUGGUAAGGCCCAACACCCUGCCCACUCCUGUACUGUGUUAUCCAUGUUCACAGUUUCCAAAUUAUUUAAAGUGCCUUGAUUUGUUCCCAC